AUGGCCGAUGAACUGGUAAUUGGUGGCGUGUCGUUUUCUUCCCGACUGAUCGUCGGUACCGGCCGGCAUCGCAGCAUGCAGGAAAUGAUCGAUUCCCUCGAGGCCUCGGGCACCCAGAUGGUCACCGUGGCCAUCCGCCGACUCGACCUGGACAAUCCCGAACAGAACAUCCUCGAGCACAUCAACCUCGACAAGUACCACAUCCUGCCCAACACCGCCGGUUGCCGCACCGUUGAGGAGGCCUUGUUCGUAGCCCGCCUCGGCCGGGAGGUCGCCCAGACCGACUUCGUCAAGCUUGAGGUGAUCCCCGACGCCAAGUACCUGUUCCCCGACCCCAACGGCACCCUCGAAGCGGCCCGCCAAUUGGUCGCUGAGGGCUUCAAGGUUUUGCCCUACAUACACGCGGACCCGGUCCUGGCCAAGAACCUGGAAGAGGUCGGUUGCGUAACCGUCAUGCCCCUGGGCUCCGCCAUCGGCUCGGGUCAGGGCAUCCAUACCAUCGAAGAGGUCCGCAUCAUUCUCGAGAACGCCACGGUGCCGGUGGUGGUGGACGCUGGCUUGGCCGUCCCCUCCGACGCUUCGAAAGCGCUGGAAAUGGGCGCCUCCGCCGUCCUCGUCAAUACCGCCAUCGCCCAGGCCGAGAAUCCGGCCAUGAUGGCCGACGCCUUCCGCAAAGGCGUGGAGGCCGGCCGGCAGGCCUAUCUGGCCGGUCGCAUACCCGUGCGCACCGAGGCCAUCGCCAGCAGCCCUCCCACCGAUGUCCCGGAACCGGUCGCGGCCGCCUGA
Messenger RNA from Geodia barretti, 786 nucleotides. NCBI's taxonomy places the organism in Eukaryota, Metazoa, Porifera, Demospongiae, Tetractinellida, Geodiidae. The record is from the annotation of a GenBank genome assembly.